AUGGAAUCAAUCACUAAAAACUUUAAUGAUGCACACUUGGAUAGCAUAAACUCAAAUUAUUCGACUGCAGAAACUCAAAGCCACACUUCUCAUGAAGAAGACAAUGAAUUGUCAGCGUCUGAAAAAUCAUUAUUGCAGAAAAUUGUACGCACGGGUCUUAUAACAUCUAAACAUGACAUUGAGGUGCAAAGACGGGACCCAAAAUCACCAUUAUAUUCAAUCAAAUCAUUUGAGUUACUUGAACUUCAUCCAAAUUUGCUUAAAGGAGUUUAUGAAAUGGGUUAUAAUGCACCUUCAAAGAUACAAGAAACUGCAUUGCCUUUACUCUUGGCCAAUCCGCCUCAAAAUUUGAUUGCACAGUCACAGUCAGGUACUGGAAAAACAGCAGCAUUUGUUUUGGCAAUGUUAAGUAGAGUUGAUCCGGAAUUUCAGUAUCCACAGGUAAUUUGUUUGUCUCCCACAUAUGAAUUGACUAUUCAAACGGGGGAAGUUAUAGCAAAAAUGUCUAUCUACUGUCCCAACAUUAAGCUAAGGUAUGCUGUUCGUGGUGAAAAUGUUGAAAAAGGUUCUAAAAUAGAGGAACAUAUAAUUGUGGGUACACCUGGAAAAGUUUUGGAUUGGGCAACUAAGUUCAAAUUUUUUAACCCAAAAAAUAUUAAAGUAUUUGUGUUAGACGAAGCUGAUAUUAUGGUUGACACCCAAGGUCAUCAAGAUCAAAGUUUCCGCAUUAGAAGGUUACUACCAGAAACAUGUCAAAUGAUGUUUUUUUCGGCAACAUAUACAGAAGAUGUCAUGAGGUUUGCCAAUGCUAUUGCACCUGAGUCUGUCAUCAUAAAAUUAAAACGCGAAGAAGAAACAUUAGAUAAUAUCAGACAAUACUAUGUGAACUGCAACAAUAAAGAAGAUAAAUACAAUGCAUUAGUUAAUAUUUAUGGAGGAGUGACUAUUGGACAAGCUAUGAUCUUUUGUCAGACAAAAAAAAUGGCUUUAUGGUUAAUUAAUCAAAUGGCAGAACAAGGACACGCUGUAGCUUUAUUGUCUGGUGAACUCACAAUCGAACAAAGAAUAUCUGUUUUGGACCGUUUCCGCGAAGGAAAAGAAAAAGUUUUGGUUACUACAAACGUAUUGUCUAGAGGUAUUGAUAUUGAGCAGGUCACAAUUGUUAUUAAUUUUGAUUUGCCUGUGACAGUCACUCGCGGUCCUGAUUAUGAUACAUAUUUACACAGAAUCGGACGUACUGGUCGUUUUGGUAAAAAAGGUAUUGCUAUUAACCUUGUAAGUGGUAUUUUGGAUCACGUUGUAUUGAAAAAAAUUGAAGAACAUUUUUGUAAACCUAUUGAAUGUUUAAAUACCGACAAUGCAGAUGACAUGGAAAAAUUGGGAGCCGAAGAUUGA
Messenger RNA from Macrosiphum euphorbiae (potato aphid), 1395 nucleotides. Lineage: Eukaryota; Metazoa; Arthropoda; Insecta; Hemiptera; Aphididae. The record is from the annotation of a GenBank genome assembly.